Molecule: messenger RNA, 1200 nt
Organism: Eremothecium cymbalariae DBVPG#7215
Lineage: Eukaryota; Fungi; Ascomycota; Saccharomycetes; Saccharomycetales; Saccharomycetaceae
Gene: ERV46
Product: retrograde cargo receptor ERV46
Exons: 1
Coding region: 1-1200 (399 amino acids)
Biological process (GO): endoplasmic reticulum to Golgi vesicle-mediated transport; retrograde vesicle-mediated transport, Golgi to endoplasmic reticulum
Cellular component (GO): endoplasmic reticulum membrane; endoplasmic reticulum; COPII-coated ER to Golgi transport vesicle
Source: RefSeq, a predicted model, not a curated record
AUGAGCAAGUCUUCGCUACUUUCGUUUGAUGCGUUUGCAAAGACGGAGGAGGAUGUGCGCGUGCGUACUAAGGCAGGUGGCAUCAUUUCAUUAGGUUGUAUAGUAGUUACACUGUUACUGUUGUUUAAUGAAUGGUCACAGUUUAAUACCGUUAUACAAAGACCACAAUUGGUGCUUGAUAGAGAUCGCAGGUUGAAGAUGGAUUUAAACUUAGAUUUUGAAUUUAGUAAUAUGCCUUGUGCUAUGCUAAACCUUGACGUCAUGGACACUUCCGGCGAAGUUCAGCUUGACUUACAAGAUGCAGGUUUUACCAAGACCAGGCUGGAUCAUUCUGGUACACCAAUCAGAACAGAGAAGUUAGAAGUGGGUAGCAAUAAGGCCGUGCACUUACCUGAUGAUCCUAAUUACUGUGGUUCGUGUUAUGGGUCGAAGUCUCAAGAUAAUAAUGAUGCUUUGCCAAAAGAACAGAAAGUUUGUUGCCAGACGUGCGAGGAAGUUCGUGAAGCUUAUUCUGAAAAAGGGUGGGCGUUUUUCGAUGGCCAGAAAAUUGAACAGUGUAUACGAGAGGGGUAUGUGGAGAAGAUCAAUAGCCAGUUGCACGAAGGAUGCCGUGUUAAGGGUAGUGCCAAGUUGAACAGAAUACAAGGUAAUAUACACUUUGCACCUGGCAGAACAACUAAUUCCGGUAAGAGAACUCACACCCACGAUGUUUCUCUAUAUGACACUCACAGUCACCUGAACUUUAACCAUAUUAUCCAUAAGCUAUCUUUUGGAUCCGACGCCGAUGGCGCCCUCUCAAACCCUCUUGACGGACACAAAAACAUUAUACAAGGUGACGAUGCACACUUCAGCACUUUUUCCUACUUCACAAAAAUCGUCCCUACCAGGUACGAAUACCUAGAUGGCCGUAAGCUCGAGACCACCCAGUUCAGUGUUACCACACACUCUAGACCUCUAAAAGGCGGCAAAGACGACGACCAUCCAAACACUAUUCACCACCGCGGAGGUAUAGCGGGCGUCACCAUUUUCUUCGAAAUGUCUCCCUUGAAAGUCAUCAAUAGCGAAAAGCACGCAAUUACGUGGUCCGGUUUUGUAUUGAACUGUAUUACUAGCAUUGGAAGUGUCCUCGCCGUGGGAACCGUCAUUGACAAAAUUACGUACCGCGCUCAGCGUUCGAUAUGGGGAAAGAAAUCCCAAUGA